Molecule: messenger RNA, 1125 nt
Organism: Struthio camelus australis
Lineage: Eukaryota; Metazoa; Chordata; Aves; Struthioniformes; Struthionidae
Source: RefSeq, a predicted model, not a curated record
AUGAAAAUGCUUUGGAAACUGACGGAUAAUAUCAAGUAUGAGGAAUGUGAGCCCAUGCGGGAAGGCACCUCCAGCCUCGGCGGCAGCCUUUCCGACACACAUUUCGGGGGAGAAGGGGGGGCACGUUCCCAUCCGAAACCGCUGCUGCUUUUUGUGAUGCCGUUAGGGGCGAAGUCUAAAAAUGGAGGGAGAUCUCUGAGAGAAAAACUGGACAAAAUAGGAUUAAACCUGCCAGCCGGGAGACGCAAAGCUGCUAAUGUUACUUUACUCACAUCGCUAGUGGAGGGAGAAGCAGUACAUCUAGCUAGAGAUUUUGGGUACGUUUGUGAGACAGAAUUUCCUGCCAAAGCAGUAGCUGAAUUUCUCAACCGACAACAUUCCGAUCCAAACGAGCAAGUCACAAGAAAAAACAUGCUUCUAGCUACAAAACAGAUCUGUAAAGAGUUCACCGACCUGCUGGCUCAGGACCGAUCUCCCCUGGGGAACUCGCGGCCCAACCCCAUUUUGGAGCCGGGCAUCCAGAGCUGCCUGACCCACUUCAACCUCAUCUCACACGGCUUCGGGAGCCCGGCAGUGUGCGCUGCAGUCACCGCCCUGCAGAACUAUCUCACUGAGGCGCUCAAGGCCAUGGACAAAAUGUACCUCAGCAACAAUCCCAACAGCCACACAGACAACAGCACCAAAAGCGGCGACAAAGAGGAGAAGCACCGAAAGUGAGGAUCCCCCCCUCCCCCCUGCAACUCCUCUCCCUUCCCCCAUAUAGCCAUCAAUCCUCCUCCCUCUUCCCUGCACCCAGCACCCCAGGCUACAGCAACAGGAUCAGUGUCCUUCUGCCCAUCCUGUUCUCUGACUCUGCAAGACUGCUCUGCCCUCUCCCCACACCCCUUCCCAGCAUCCACAUUUCCAUUUGCUCCCAUUUAAGUCGCCCCCUCCCCCCCCCACCGCCACCGUCGUUUUACCCGAGUUUGGAGCCUAAGAGAACAGAACAGGGGGACGGAGCCAGCAAAGAAAAAAGUUCUGUCUUGAGUUUGUGAACUUUUUUUUUUAAAUAAAACAAAAGGAGGAAAAAAAACAAAAACAAAACAAAAAAGAAAAGGACCUUUUUUCUAAAAAUAUAUAAAAAAA